Mangifera indica (mango) is the source of this 649-nucleotide messenger RNA. RefSeq names its product pathogenesis-related protein PR-4-like. Gene Ontology annotation, molecular function: RNA nuclease activity. The coding region runs from base 50 to 481 and encodes 143 amino acids. The record is from RefSeq and is a predicted model, not a curated record. Lineage: Eukaryota; Viridiplantae; Streptophyta; Magnoliopsida; Sapindales; Anacardiaceae. The transcript has 2 exons. Gene Ontology annotation, biological process: defense response to bacterium; defense response to fungus.
CCUCGAACCAGUUUAUGCAACCAAACUUAUCGAGUUUCUACUAAACACAAUGGAGAAGUUUAGCUUGUGUGUGAUUUUUUCACUCUCUGUUCUGGUGGCAAGUGCUUAUGCUCAAAGUGCUUCCAAUGUGAGAGCUACAUACCAUUUCUACUACCCUGCACAGAAUAACUAUGACUUGCUGGCUGUGAGUGCUUUCUGCUCAACCUGGGAUGCCACCAAGCCCUUGGAAUGGCGCAAAAAGUAUGGCUGGACCGCCUUCUGUGGACCGGCUGGACCUACCGGCAAGGACGCAUGUGGGAAAUGCUUAAGGGUGACAAACACAGCGACAGGAGCACAGGCAAUAGUGAGAAUUGUUGAUCAAUGCAGCAAUGGAGGGUUAGAUUUGGAUGAAGGCGUAUUUUCGCAACUUGACACAAACGGGGCAGGAAAAGCUCAAGGCCACCUUAUUGUGAACUAUGAUUUUGUGGAUUGUGGAGAUUAAAUUAAGCACUUUCUGCUUCCAUGAUUAAAGUUAAUCAAAUGUAUCAGACUCAUAAAUAAACUUCUGAAGAAGUAAUCAUAAGUGCUUAUCAGCACUACUACCUCUUUGUAAUCUCAUCGUUUUGAAGAAUAAUAAACUCCUCCAGAAUAAGCACUUUUGUUUGUUCCA